Aspergillus alliaceus is the source of this 1147-nucleotide messenger RNA. RefSeq names its product CUE domain-containing protein. The coding region runs from base 171 to 740 and encodes 189 amino acids. The record is from RefSeq and is a predicted model, not a curated record. The transcript is spliced from 2 exons. Gene Ontology annotation, molecular function: ubiquitin binding. Lineage: Eukaryota; Fungi; Ascomycota; Eurotiomycetes; Eurotiales; Aspergillaceae.
CGCCUCCCUUCCGGACGUCAUUCCCCCAUUCACGUCGAUCACCAGUCUAUCUAAACUCCGCUUUCUUCCCAUCUUUUCUUCUUUUUGGUCCCGAUUCCGAAUCCCUUCGCUAAGUUGCGAUCACGGGAAAUUUAUCUCACUCCCACUUUGUCCCCAUCUCCCCUGACACCAUGCCCGACGAGGAGCCGUCCCUGAACAUCUCCUCACUACUGACCCUCGCCGUCGUAUCUUUCUUUGUUAUCCGAUGGUUCCUUAAGCGUGACGGUGAUGCAGGUGAAGGAAGCGGCCGCAGCCGCGCGCGCGGAAAUGUCGUCGACCCAGCACAAGUCGAGCAAAUAUCUCAGAUGUUCCCUCAGUUAAGCACACGCGACAUCAUGUGGGACCUGCAGCGCAAUGGCGGGAAUGCCGCCGCAACAACCGAGCGCAUCCUGACUGGCCGAGGACUGGAGACAGCGCCACCGUCGUUUCAACCACAGGUCGCCAUCCCCCGGGCCAGCCCGCCGGUCACACAAGCUGCCUCCACCUCCGCAACAUCGAAGCCGGAAGAUCAGGAUCUGAUUUCGCGGUACAAUCUUAAUGCCAAAGUCGCCAGCGAGGGUGCCGAGACGUCUCAGUCAUCGUCCCAGUCUGGUUGGUCACAGAAUAAGGAGGAGCGUCAACGUAUACUCCAGAAGCGAAGGGACGAUAUGAUUCUGGCGGCGAGGAAGAGAAUGGAGCAGAAGGUUCGGGAGAGUGGUUAAAUCGAAAUUCAGGAUGACUUUUGGGAUAUUUUAUUUUAUUCGGUCUGUACUUGUUGUCCUUCUUAUUUUGCUUUAUUCCUUUGGGACCUCGAUUCCUGCGCAGAACCUUACAUUUCCACUCCCAUUGGCGCUGGGACGUGUAGAUUGCAACACGGCUUCUUCUUUCUCCUCUCCCCUGAACUGAUUCUGCCUUUCCACUUUGCUAUACCCGGGACUUGGCUGUCUAGUCCCCUCCGCUAUUCUUCUUUCUCGUCUCUCUUUUUCUCCCAGCGUCUGUUUCCAGCAAAGCGUUGCAUGCUUAUGGUGUUAGGUUGAACCAGAAUAUCUGAGGUUUACUAGGGAAUAUAGGUAUAUAUACAUAUAGAUUGAGAUUUUGGAGCCGAAGUGUAUAGCUCUAACCAUCAUUC